Molecule: messenger RNA, 3273 nt
Organism: Ceratotherium simum simum (southern white rhinoceros)
Lineage: Eukaryota; Metazoa; Chordata; Mammalia; Perissodactyla; Rhinocerotidae
Source: RefSeq, a predicted model, not a curated record
ACUUUUAGGACAGUGGAAUCCUGGGGUAGAUAGAAUGUGGUGCAGGAAGACAGAGAAAUCUAGGCUAGCCAAAUUGCAGAGUUCUAGAAUGUUCUAAAGAUAGAGUCUUGGACCAGUACUUUCGAACAAUAGAUUCUCAAGCUGAGGGUUUUAGGCUCUGUAGAACUUUAAUAACAGUCUCAAGAUCCUUACAAUUUCAGAAUCCAGGCCUCUGAGAGAUUGAAGAGGCCUCUCAGAAUAGCUGAUCUGCCUCCUCCUCUCACUCUUGGGGAAACUGAGGCCCGAGGAGUGGAGGAGACUCAUCCCCCAAGGUCACACACUCCCAACACACCCAGAUGAGCCACCAGCCCCAACAGGCGCCCCGCUCCGGCCGGCACCAUGGACAGCGAGGCGUUCCAGAGCGCGCGGGACCUCCUGGACAUGAACUUCCAGUCUCUGGCCAUGAAGCACAUGGAUCUGAAACAGAUGGAGCUGGACUCCGCGGCUGCCAAGGUGGACGAACUGACCAAGCAGUUGGAGUCGCUGUGGUCAGACUCGCCAGCGCCCCCUGGCUCGCGGGCCGGAGCCCCCCCUAGGGCCUCCCCAAAGCUGUCCCGGUACAGCUCCAGCUCUAGCCCGGUCCUCGAGCCCUUCGGCAGCCGCGGGUCCCCCCGAAAGGCGGCCACCGACGGCGCGGACACCUCGUUCAGUCGCUCCGAGAGCGCCCCGACUCUGCACUCCUACAGCCCGCUGUCCCCUAAGGGCCGGCCGUCGUCGCCGCGCACCCCGCUCUACCUGCAGCCGGAUGCCUACGGCACCCUGGACCGCGCGCCCUCGCCCCGGCCCCGCGCCUUCGAGGGCGCAGGCAGCUCCCUCGGCCGUGCGCCCUCCCCGCGGCCCGGCCCCGGCCCGCUGCGCCAGCAGGGUGCCCCCACGCCCUUCGACUUCCUGGGCCGCGCCGGCUCCCCCCGUGGCAGCCCCCUGGCCGAGGGGCCCCAGGCCUUCUUCCCCGAGCGCGGGCCCUCGCCGCGCUCCCCAGCCUCGGUCUACGACGGGCCGGCUGGCUUUGGGAGCCCCCUGCUGGGCGCGGGCGGCAGCGCCUUCGCCCCGCCUCUGCGCGCGCAAGACGACCUGACGCUGCGCCGGCGGCCCCCCAAAGCCUGGAAUGAGUCUGACCUGGACGUGGCUUAUGAAAAGAAGUCUUCGCAGACAGGAGGCUAUGACCGCUUGGAGGUCUUUGCGCGGCCCUCCUCGCCGGGCCCGCAGCUGUUACCCUGGAGAGAAAGCAGCCUGGAUGGGCUGGGGGCCUCCAGCAAGGACAACCUCACCAGCGCCACCCUGCCCCGCAAUUACAAGGUCUCCCCUCUGGCCAGCGACAGGCGUUCUGAUGUGGGCAGCUACCGCCGAUCGCUGGGCUCCGCGGGGCCAUCGGGCACUUUGCCUCGCAGCUGGCAGCCUGUCAGCCGCAUCCCCAUGCCUCCUUCCAGCCCCCAGCCCCGCGCUGCCCCCCGCCAGCGCCCCAUCCCCCUCAGCAUGAUAUUCAAGCUGCAGAACGCCUUCUGGGAGCAGGGGGCCAGCAGGGCCAUGCUCCCUGGCUCCCCCAUCUUCUCCAGAGCUCCUCCGCCUAAGCUGCCUCCACAGCCCCAGGCGCCCCCCCAGCCCCAGGUGCCCCCACACUCCCAGCCCCAACCACAACCUCAGGCCCAGCCUCAAGCCGCUGCCCCAGCCCCCCAAACCCCCCAACACACUUGGCCCCCUGUGAGCGAAGGCACCCCCAAACCACCCGCUGAGCUGGAGCCUGAGCCAGAGCUGGAGGGGCUGCUGACGCCAGGGCUAGAGGCUGGUGAUGCAGAUGAAGGUGCUGUAACUCGGCCCCUCAGCCCCACGCGGCUGCAGCCAGCGCUGCCUCCUGAGGCACAGUCAGUGCCCGAGCUGGAGGAGGUGGCCAGGGUGCUGGCAGAGAUUCCACGGCCCCUCAAACGCAGGGGCUCCAUGGAGCAGAGCCCUGCUGUAGCCCUGCCCCCCACCCACAAGAAGCAGUACCAGCAGAUCAUUAACCGCCUCUUCCAUCGUCAUGGCGGGCCUGGAGGGCCUGAGCCCGAGCUGUCCUCCAUCACUGAGGGAUCUGAGGCCAGGGCGGGGCCCCCUGCUCCUGCCCCACCAGUUCCCAUACCGCCCCCAGCUGCACCCCAGAGCAGCCCACCAGAGCAGCCACAGAGCAUGGAGAUGCGCUCUGUGCUGCGGAAGGUGGGCUCCCCGCGCAAGGCCCGCCGCGCGCGCCUCAACCCACUUGUGCUGCUGCUGGACGCGGCGCUGACCGGGGAGCUGGACGUGGUGCAGCAGGCGGUGAAGGAGAUGAACGACCCGAGCCAGCCCAACGAGGAGGGCAUCACCGCCCUGCACAACGCCAUCUGCGGCGCCAACUACCCCAUCGUGGACUUCCUCAUCGCCGCCGGCGCCAACGUCAACUCCCCCGACAGCCACGGCUGGACACCGUUGCACUGCGCGGCGUCGUGCAACGACACGGCCAUCUGCACGGCGCUGGUGCAGCACGGCGCGGCAAUCUUCGCCACCACCAUCAGCGACGGCGCCACCGCCAUCGAGAAGUGCGACCCCUACCGCGAGGGUUACGCUGACUGCGCCACUUACCUGGCAGACGUGGAGCAGAGCAUGGGGCUGAUGCACAACGGGGUGGUGUACGCCCUCUGGGACUACAGCGCCGAGUUCGGCGACGAGCUGUCCUUCCGCGAGGGCGAGUCGGUCACCGUGCUGCGGAGGGACGGGCCGGAGGAGACGGACUGGUGGUGGGCCGCGCUGCACGGCCAGGAGGGCUACGUGCCCCGUAACUACUUCGGGCUCUUCCCCAGGGUGAAGCCUCAGAAGAAUAAGGUCUAGCAGGAGAGAAGGAUGUUUCCAAGCGAGACGGGAGGCCACAGCCUGCCUUCGCUCCAGACGUCCCUCUCCGUUACUGCUGCGUCUCCCUGCUGCCCCAAGACCUGCAGGGGUGGGGUCCUCGCCACCAGCUCUCUGCCUCCCUGGAAGCCCCGGCGAGAAGGAGAACCCCAGCCUUAAGUUUAGAAACCUGCCUGAGCCAUGGGAGGUGGUGGUGGGGCUGGGAGUCAUGGGGGGCAAGAGACACCUCCACCCACUUGCCAAAUCACAUCCCGUCCAAAGUGCCACCCACUCCUACUGCCAACCCCGCCGUUUCCCCUCAAAGCAAGCCCACCCACCAUCCCAGCGGAGCCUGGGAUGGGUCACCUCUCCUGGGUUUCCCCGGGAGUCACCUCCGCCCCC